UCGAUCGCGCAUGCUCAGUGACAGCAGAGCGGCCGAUCCGGACGGUGUCCAAGAGAGGGCAGCGCGCACCCCGGGUGCUUUACCGGCAGGGCCCGGCGCCAUGGCGCAGCAGGGCGGACUCAGCAUGAAGGAGCAGAAAUACGACCGGCAGCUCAGGUUGUGGGGAGAUCAUGGACAAGAAGCUUUAGAAGCUGCUCAUGUUUGUAUGAUAAAUGCAACAGCCACAGGAACUGAAAUCCUCAAAAAUUUAGUACUACCAGGUAUUGGCUCAUUUACAAUUGUUGAUGGGAAUCAAGUCACUGGAGAAGAUGUCGGAAAUAAUUUCUUUCUACAAAGAAGCAAUAUUGGCCAGAACCGAGCCCAAAGUGCCACAGAGCUCUUACAAGAAUUAAAUAAUGAUGUUUCAGGAAAUUUUGUGGAGGAGAGUCCAGACAAACUUCUAGACAAUGAUCCUUCAUUUUUCUGUCGGUUUAAUUUAGUCAUUGCAACCCAGUUACCAGAAAGUAUAUUGGUACGUUUAGCUGAAAUUCUCUGGAAUUCUAACAUCCCUCUGUUAGUCUGUAGGACUUAUGGACUAGUUGGCUAUAUGAGAAUUAUUAUUAAGGAACAUCCAGUUGUGGAAUCUCAUCCAGACAAUGUAUUAGAAGAUCUGAGACUGGACAACCCAUUUCCAGAGCUGAGGGAACACAUUCAGUCUUAUGACUUGGAUCAUAUGGAAAAAAAGGACCAUAGCCACACUCCAUGGAUUGUGAUUGUAGCAAAAUAUUUAGCAAAAUGGUACAAUGAGAAAAGUGAACUGAUACCUAGGAAUUACAAAGAAAAGGAAGCCUUCAGAGAGCUGAUUAGACAAGGAAUUUUAAAGAAUGAAAAUGGGAUCCCAGAAGAUGAAGAGAACUUUGAAGAAGCUAUAAAAAAUGUAAACACAGCACUAAAUGUUACUAAGAUUCCAAGCUGUAUUGAAGACAUUUUUAAUGAUGAUCGUUGCAUCAAUCUCACACAGCAGACACCUUCCUUUUGGAUUUUAGCUCGAGCUGUAAAGGAAUUUGUAGCAAAAGAGGGGCAAGGAAAUUUACCUGUUCGGGGCACUAUUCCUGAUAUGAUAGCAGAUUCGGGUAAAUUUAUCAAAUUGCAAAAUGUAUACCGUGAAAAAGCAAAGAAAGAUGCUGCUGCUGUGGGUAACCAUGCUGCUAAAUUGUUACAGUCAGUAGGCAAGGCACCAGAGUCAAUCUCACAGAAAGAGUUAAAAUUGCUUUGCAGCAACUCAGCGUUUCUUCGAGUAGUGCGGUGUAGAUCCCUGUCUGAAGAGUAUGGUUUAAAUACUUUUAACAAGGAUGAAAUUAUUUCCAGCAUGGAUAAUCCAGACAGUGAGAUAGUGCUAUACUUAAUGCUACGAGCUGUGGAUAGAUUUUAUAAACAGCAUGGUAGAUACCCAGGAGUGUAUAACUACCAAGUGGAAGAUGAUAUUGGAAAAUUGAAAUCUUGCCUCAGUAGCUUUCUUCAGGAAUAUGGGCUGUCUGUAACAGUGAAGGAUGAUUAUGUCCAUGAAUUUUGUCGCUAUGGAGCUGCUGAGCCACAUACUAUCGCUGCAUUCUUGGGAGGUGCUGCUGCUCAAGAGGUUGUCAAAGUAAUUACAGGACAAUUUGUAAUUUUUAAUAACACCUAUAUUUACAGUGGAAUGUCACAGACUUCAGCAACUUUCCAGUUGUAGAACAACUACGAUAUAUAUGUUGGAAAUUGUAAUUGAUGUCAGGUUUGCUCCAUUCUAUAAAAUAUCACUAGUGUGAUGUUUACCACUAACUGAACCUUUCUGUAUUUUCCUCAAUAUUAAAAUCUUAUUGCAAAUAAA
Messenger RNA from Caretta caretta (loggerhead turtle), 1846 nucleotides. RefSeq names its product NEDD8 activating enzyme E1 subunit 1 (gene NAE1). Gene Ontology annotation, cellular component: cytoplasm. NCBI's taxonomy places the organism in Eukaryota, Metazoa, Chordata, Testudines, Cheloniidae. The record is from RefSeq and is a predicted model, not a curated record. Gene Ontology annotation, molecular function: NEDD8 activating enzyme activity. Gene Ontology annotation, biological process: protein neddylation.